Molecule: messenger RNA, 3867 nt
Organism: Coregonus clupeaformis (lake whitefish)
Lineage: Eukaryota; Metazoa; Chordata; Actinopteri; Salmoniformes; Salmonidae
Gene: wdr27
Product: WD repeat domain 27
Exons: 25
Coding region: 112-2574 (820 amino acids)
Molecular function (GO): protein binding
Source: RefSeq, a predicted model, not a curated record
CUGGUAGUUGGUGUAGCAGGGUGUAGUGAGCAAUUAGCUAUAUUUAGCUAGCUUGCUAGAGAUACAAUUAACCUGAAUUUAUUUUAAGUACAUAGCUAGAAAGCCAUCACCAUGGAUGGUUGUGGGGAAGGCAGUGGGACCAACAGAAUGAUGAUGGAGAAGCUAUCCUUGGCCUGUGAUAGACUGCUAUCUCACCUGCAGCUUGCCUGCUGUCCCUCUCACUGUGCCUCGCCACUACAAGGCAAGGACCUGUUGAUACACAGUCUCCUGGACCCAGAGCUGAAGGCACUGCGACUGACUGGUCACCAUGGAGACAUCUCUGCCAUGGUGUUUGGGACAGGUAGAGACCCUCUCCUGCUCUGCUCUGCCUCUGCAGAUUAUGUCAUAGUCUGGGACAUCCGGCUUUGCUACAGGAGAACUAGGGAGGGGGUAGUUGCGUCUGGUACAGUUAUUGGGACCCUACUGGGCAAGGUAGUCCAUCUGUCAUUUUGUCCCUGUGAUGAACGAGUGGCUGCAUGCUCAGGGGACGAAGUAUACAUACUCAACUCCAAGAUAGAGGAUGUGUUGUCUGUGCUGGCUGGCCACCUGGGACCUUUGACAGCAGCUGAGUUCUGUCCAUGGAAUAAAGACAUCCUGGUGUCCAUAUCAGAAGACCGCACAUUUAAGGUUUGGGGAUUAAAAACGGAAGAGAUUCUCUACCAGUCUGCUAUAUUGUCAGCAUCUCCAUUACUCAGUGUGUUGUUCUUGGAGAAGAGCAGGCAGCUUGUCACUGGUUCUGCUGAUGGACAGGUGUGGAGCUUCACUCUUCCUGAGGACCACAGAUGUCAUUUGGUGACCAAAUUGGACCUUCACAAGGUGCAGCAACGACACCAAAGGCACCUGGACACAGUGGUCCCACAGACUGGUGGUGUAAUAGGAAUCACUCCAGACCCAGUAGAGACGGCAAAGCCAGUUCUCAGAAUAUGUGCUUAUCACAGGCGACUACCUGACAUUGAUCAUGGGCAGCAGAGCGAUAACAGCUGGGUGUGGAUGGGAAGCUCUGAUGGCCUGUACCUGGUUGACCUGGGCACCUCUGAGCUCCAAAUGACUCUACUUUUCAGAGAUCACCCCAACGUGAGCAUCACCAUGGCUGGAUCAUGGGCCAUGUCCCAAGGACUGGAUCACAGCAUGAUCUUUGUGGUGACCUCUCUAUUUGAGGCCCUGCUGUCUGUAUUGGAGGUGAGACUGCUGGGGUCAGGGUCCGUGGACGACCUCUGUCAGCACCUGGAGGGGAUCUCCGUCAUGCCCAGUGCCCCUCUGAUGGCUGAAUCUCCUCUCACCGCUGAGUUGAAAAAGAAGGAUCCUAAACCUCCCACAAAAACAGGCUCAGACAAAUGUGGUGUGAAGGAGCAGCCUCUAGUUUUCCACACACAGGUCAAGUCAUCAGGAUACACACAGUCUCCCCGAAUGACGAUGUUCUCACCCAAGACCAAUGUUCAGAAGAAGACCCCAGGACCUACAAAGACCAACAAGAAGAUAGGAUGUCUCUUUAGUGAUUACCCAGGAGACACUGCAGCACCCAGUGUCCCACACACUAACCUCAGUACAGUCAAAACCCCUACACCAGUUUGCUGCUUUCAAUACUCGGGAGAUGGAAAGCAGAUUCUGUGUGGUCUGGGAGACAGAUCUGUAUUGUUGUACAAGUCCUCCCUCACAGGCAGUCCAGCAGUUUACACAGGUCAUGACAAGCCAGUGAGCAGUGUGGACUGGAGUCACAGCAGACAGUGGUGGCUGAGUGCCUCAGAAGACAGAACCCUCCGCAUCUGGCCUACUGGAAGUCCUGAGCCUGCCGUUACCAUGGGGGGUGAUGAGAAGUUCUCCAAACCCAUCCGGGGGGCUCAGUUCUACUACCUGGAUAAGUUCCUGUUACUGGCAUCUGGUCCCUCACUACACCUCUACCUGUAUCACCUGGACAACACACGGGACGACAUUAAAAGGUACCAGCAGAGGAGUACCAUCAAACUGACAAGAUGUUUGGAGACAAAGUCAGGAACAGACAUCACUGCUGUGUCAGCCAUCAACGACUUCUACUCCUACAUAGUGCUGGUGUGUGGUGCUGACCGCUCCAUCCAGGUGUUGGACAUGAACACAGGGACAGUGGCCUCACAGCUCCCUGAUGCCCACAGCAGAGCUGUCCAUCACAUCACACAGAACAAGGGCUCUAUGUUCUGUAGCCAGACUUCAGACUCCUACAACCUCUUCCUGACCAGCGCAGUGACAGACGGAGUUAAGCUGUGGGACCUGAGGACAUUCAGGUGUGUGCGGCGGUACGAGAACCACUUGAACCGCUGUCAUCCCUGCACCGCAGCCUUUUCACCCUGUGGACGAUUCAUCGCUUCUGGCUCUGAAGACAACUGUGCCUAUGUGUAUGAUGUCCGCAGCAGCAGCUACCUCCACAAGCUCCAGAGACACUCAGACACCAUCCUCAACGUGACCUUUAACCCUGCUACACCUGAGCUGCUGACCGGGACUCUGGACGGGAGGCUGAGUCUGUUCCGCCCCGGCAAUGCCGCCAUUGGGGUCUCCCUGUCAUGACAACAGGGGCUGGUUCCCAUUGCGACAGGCAAGCUUAUUCAAGCAUUUGAAAGAAAGCAAAUGCUAUAUGAACCCAGGUCUGGACCUGAUGCUUGUUUAUUUACACCAUACUGUAAUUGGGACCAACGGGCCUCGUUGCUAGAGAGCUUCCUUUUAUCCCAUUGGCUGUGAUCUCACCAGUGGAUGCCAGGGAAUGGAAAGUUACAGCAGCAUUACUGAGACCCAGGGGCCACAGUGACAUCACCAUCUGACUGCACCGCUCAGCAGCCUGCGAGUCUGACACGCAGACGUUACUACAUACUAACACACCCAUCCACAUGUACAGAUGUAUUUACAUUAGAAUGCAGACACACAGACACACACAGACCUAGACAGAAAGAAAAGAUUGGUAUGUUCAGUACAGUACCAUCUUCACCUAUAUCCCAACAGUACAGUAGGUGAAGUUUGAAUAUUCAGGAUUAAACUGAUUUGAAUGCAUACAGAAUGCAUAACCGUUUUUGUGCUUCUUACUUUCCUUCUCUGUUCCACACUAGCAGUAGCUGUAAGUUGAUUUCUUCCAUAGUUCUGGCAACUAGGCCUACUGCUCAGAUAACAUAUUUCUCCCACCCUCUCCCUGUUGCUGAUGGUUUGAACAUACACUGGCGGGGGGGACACAACUCAAUAUUAGGAAGGUGUUCAUAAUGUUUGGUAUACUCAGUGUAUGGGGAAUGUACUGUCGUGUACUGUCUGGAUGGAACAAUAAUUAUGGUGGAGAAAGUCAGGGUACUGUAGACCAUAGGGCAUCCGCUAGUGUUCUUGGCCACUAAGAGGGAACCAAUAUGGCAUCUCAGUUUUUUUAUAGACUUUCUAAGGAAGCAGGCAAAAGAUCAAUAGUCGGGUCUCGGUUCCUGUCAAGCCAAGUUAGUUUAAGUAACUUGUAGGGAAAGGAGUAGUGGUGGUGGAACUCAACAUCGAUGUGAGGACAACAGUGGAAGAGGUAGGAAACAUCUGGGAAGGGGGCCAGAGGGGCCCACCUCAACGACACUCUAACUGUAGCAUUAUCUCCCACACACACGCACACACCCACAAAGGUUCUGGACUCAAGCUGGGCCACGACAAUCACAACGAAGAGGAACAGACCUAGGUUCUGCCCAGCAACAGAGACUGACUGAUUGUUUAUCUUAACAUACAAGGAGAGGAACACCUAGUCAAGGGGUGUAAAUAUAUCCUGUGUGACUUGUAUGAUAUGCUAUGCAGCUGCAGCAUCCAGUCUGGGUGGAAUAAAUCUAGUCUGAGCUUCCUUUGGUGUCCGAC